UCUCCCCGUAGCGCUCUCUCCGUCCUCCCGUCCUCUCCUAGGGUUCGACGCCUUCGCCAGCUCGCGGCCAGUAGCAAUGGCGACAAAGUGCAUCAUCGGCGCGCUGAUCGGAUCCUUGGGCGUUGCGUACGUCUCCGACACGAUCGUUUCUGACAAGAAGAUCUUUGGAGGGACUGUUUGCAAGACCGCGACCGACAAGGAGUGGUUUCAGGCCACGGACGCCAAGUUCCAGGCCUGGCCUCGCACCGCUGGGCCGCCGGUCAUCAUGAACCCCAUCAGCCGCCAGAACUUCAUCGUCAAGAACCCCUGAAUAGGUGGCACAAGCGGCAUCUUGCUCCCACCAUGGGAGCCCAAGUUUAGUUUCUUUUUUGGGUUUUGAAGUUCCUAAUAAAAGGGACUUGAAAGUCAGGGUCUACUCUUUUGUUUUACAAAUUUCAGUUUCCGUGAGCAACUUUGAGGUGCUUUACAGCUCGCUCGCUCGGAUUCGGAUUCGGGCCAGACGGAGGAAGUCUUUAUAAGAGCUUGCCGUGAUAAUGACUCUCCUAAAACCCUUAUUUGCG
Molecule: messenger RNA, 560 nt
Organism: Hordeum vulgare subsp. vulgare (domesticated barley)
Lineage: Eukaryota; Viridiplantae; Streptophyta; Magnoliopsida; Poales; Poaceae
Exons: 3
Coding region: 77-310 (77 amino acids)
Source: RefSeq, a predicted model, not a curated record